Messenger RNA from Penicillium soppii, 2589 nucleotides. RefSeq names its product metal cation transporter MSC2. Bases 1 to 2589 code for a protein of 862 amino acids. Gene Ontology annotation, cellular component: membrane; Golgi apparatus. The record is from RefSeq and is a predicted model, not a curated record. Gene Ontology annotation, biological process: intracellular zinc ion homeostasis; zinc ion transport; transmembrane transport. The transcript has 2 exons. Gene Ontology annotation, molecular function: zinc ion transmembrane transporter activity. Lineage: Eukaryota; Fungi; Ascomycota; Eurotiomycetes; Eurotiales; Aspergillaceae.
AUGUCGACGGGGGUGCCGUCAUUCAGUGUGGAUUCUAUUCCUCCCAAUGCAAACAAUCACGGCCAUAGUCGCGGCCGCGGUCACUCUCGCGCCAAUCGAUGGGCGCAACCUCCGCCCCUCCCCCAGCCAACCUCAGUCCACCCUCAUGAACACCUAGAACCGAUCAAUUCACUAAAUUCGAACUCUCCAUACGGACAUAUACAUCACGAUUCGGAUCACGGUCACCACAAACAUAGCCAUAGUGUGUCAUCAAUCCAUCAUGAUCAUCAUGAUCACCACGAUCACCACGAUCAUCACGACCAUCAUGACUAUGAUCAUGAUCACCAUGCGCUGCACGACCACCACGAUACGAGAGUUUCUGAUGGGAUCUAUGGAAUGACGUCUGCGGAUACCAAUAUGCAGGCCGAUGAGAGCCCAGAGAAGGUCCAGGAGCUCUUAACCGGCACACUUAUUAUGUUGCCAUGGGUUGCAUUUUCCUGGUAUCAGAGACAAUGUGCCCAGCGAGGAGAGACGGCCGACGCAGAUACCCUCGGCACCAUAAUAAGCAUAUCUGUUGCUCAAAUCAACCAAAAGACGUGUCUUUUGACAGCGAUUACCCUAGUUCUCUUCGGUAUCGGCCAAAUCCUACGGUUUCGUCCAUCAAGCCACUCGACACUCAGGUUCCCAACUGUGAAUGUAAAAAGUGCUCAAGCCUCCAUUUCACAAAUAAUCUCAGUUGGUUUGCCUAUAUUUGCAGCGCUGAAGAUCGGCGGCUUCUUGGUUGCUUUUGCGCUGCUUCUUGCAACCGCAUCAGGGGUCCCAAGCGUCAUCAAUGGAGACCCACGCACUCGAGAACGAUAUGGUCGGAAGAUGUUAUCUAUCGGCCUUCUCGCAGUGGUUGUUGUAUUGAGUUACCUCAUCCUGAACAAUUCCUGGGACUCGUCCCCGACUCUUGGAUAUAUCGCACUUUUGGGUUCUGUCUUCAUUGCCCCUCCCCCAUUCCCCUCUCUUCGGCACAAUGGACCUAUCCCUGAACCGGGGCUCGUUGCUCCACAGGCCAAGGCUUCAAGUCAUGACCACUCGUCUGUGGUGGUCACGACUGACGCGCCAUUGGCUCUCAUAACCGGCUCCUCCCUUGCACUAUUGACUGUUCUCUUUAAUCAAGGAAUCGUCUUCAGUGCAUCAGAUUUGAUAUACAUCAUUGUCCCUGUCAGUCUCUUCGCUGUUUCGCUUGUUGUCUCGCAGCCUGCUAGUCUCCGCUCACCGACAAAAUCUGGCCUCGCGAUCUGCACCGGAGCUGCAGUUUUCCUGUGUUCGCCACAUAUUCAGGAUGACCUGCUUGUGGUUUAUUCCACACGUGCUAUCUUGGCGAUGGCUGCUUUCUUCGCCUCCCGGAGAGAUGAUAGUCAUUUGCAUCUGGACACGCACGCGCAUAACCAUACACACAGUCAUUCGCACACCACCUCGGAAGUUACGGGGAUAUCGAAGUGGCUCCUUCAUAAAAGCGAACCAUAUCCAUUGUUGCACAGCAUUUUGAAGGAGAAGGACUCUCGUAGUAUCUUCUACUUCAUGUGCCUGAACUUCACCUUCAUGCUUGUCCAACUAUCAUAUGGGUUUAUGACAGGCUCACUAGGUCUCCUCAGUGACUCUAUUCACAUGUUCUUCGAUUGUCUCGCGCUUGUUGUUGGUUUGUGUGCUGCUGUCAUGAGCAAGUGGCCUCCGAACGCUCGAUUCCCUUACGGCUACGGCAAGGUCGACACACUAUCAGGAUUCGCUAACGGCAUCUUCCUCAUGAUUAUCAGCGUGGAGAUCAUUUACGAGGCAGUUGAACGACUGUCAUCAGGAAGCGAGAUGCAACGUCUCGGUGAGCUUUUAGCCGUCAGUAUUGCUGGUCUUGCCGUCAACCUGGUCGGGAUCUUCAGCUUUGAGCACGGCCAUGCUCAUCAUGGUCAUGAUCAUGGCCACGAUCACUCUCAUGGCAAUGAGAACAUGCACGGAAUCUUCUUGCAUAUUCUCGCUGAUACCCUUGGGUCAGUGGCAGUCGUGAUAUCAACCAUCCUCGUACACUACUCUGGAUGGUCAGGCUACGAUCCAUUGGCCUCUUGCUUCAUUGCCAUAUUGAUCUUUGCCUCGGCCGUUCCUUUGGUGAGCAGCACGGCCAAAACCUUGCUGCUUACCCUGCCAGCCGAUACGGAGUACAACGUUCGGGAGACACUCGCCGGAGUCAGCUCCUUGAGAGGCGUGAUCAGUUAUACAGUGCCGAAAUUCUGGCUUGAUGACACAGGAGCAACGUCGACGGGGCACGGUCACUCUCAUGACCACGCUGACCACGGAAAUUGCACGGAUAGCCAUGAUCAUGGUCACGGCCACACCCACAGCCAACAUGAUCAUGGCCAUGACCACGGCCACGACCACCAUCAUGACCAUGAGAAAAAGCCACAAAAUGUUUUCGGAGUGAUUCACGUGAUUGCUUCUCGUGGUGCAGAUCUGGAAGACGUGCGCCAACGAACUGUCGACUAUCUUAGAGAGAAAAACAUGGAUGUUCUGGUCCAGGUCGAGCGUGAUGGAGAUGCACGCUGUUGGUGUAGCGUUGGAAACAAGGGCUUCUGA